Molecule: messenger RNA, 3801 nt
Organism: Trematomus bernacchii (emerald rockcod)
Lineage: Eukaryota; Metazoa; Chordata; Actinopteri; Perciformes; Nototheniidae
Exons: 2
Coding region: 93-3374 (1093 amino acids)
Biological process (GO): DNA integration
Molecular function (GO): nucleic acid binding
Source: RefSeq, a predicted model, not a curated record
UUACAGACAAUCUCGGGUGUUCGGUGUUCGUCAGGUCCAAAGAUGACAACAAGAUCGCACUCUCAAUAGACGACAAAGCUUUCCUUGCAAUCAUGGAUGCAGAGGUCUACCAAGACGAAGGAAACAGCUGGGUAGCUCCUUUACCAUUCAGCUCUCCUAGACGACGCCUUCCAAGCAACAGGGAACACGCGUUGAAACGUCUCUUCUCUUUACGAAAAUCUCUUGAGAAAAGGCCAGAAAUGAAAGAACAUUACAUCAAGUUCAUGCAAAAGAUGCUGGACAAUGACCAAGCUGAGCCUGCGCCACCUUUGGUCAAAGGAAAAGAACACUGGUACCUACCAACAUUCGGUGUGUAUCACCCACAAAAGCCAAACCAAAUACGAGUUGUGUUCGACUCAAGUGCUGAAUGUGAGGGAACAUCUCUAAACGAUGUGCUCCUUAGUGGACCAGACUUGAACAACACCCUGUUGGGAGUCCUGUUACGGUUCCGAAAAGAGCCCGUAGCCAUUACAGCUGAUGUGGAACAAAUGUUUUAUUGCUUUCUCGUACGUGAAGACCACAGGGAUUAUCUUCGGUACCUUUGGUAUGAAGACAACGACAUCACCAAACAAGUGGUUGAGUACAGGAUGAAAGUCCAUGUUUUCGGUAACAGCCCUUCACCUGCUGUAGCUAUCUACUGCAUGAGACAAGCAGCUAAAAAGGGCGAAAAAGAACAUGGUAUGGAUGCAAGACAGUACGUUGAGAGGCAGUUUUACGUGGAUGAUGGUCUCACCUCUGUUGCUACACCCGAAGAGGCAAUAGAUCUCCUCAAACGAACCCAGGAGAUGUUAGCAGAGUCCAACCUGCGACUGCACAAACUUGCAUCAAACAGAAACCAGGUAAUGGAAGCCUUUGCAGCAGAGGACAGGGCAAAAGACCUGAAGGAUCUGGACCUCGGUGUGGAUCCUCUCCCUUUGCAGAGAAGCCUUGGACUUUCCUGGAACCUGGAAACAGACAGUUUCACUUACCUGGUGUCCCGUGAAGAGAAACCAUUCACACGAAGAGGUGUGCUGUCAACUGUGAACAGUUUGUAUGACCCUUUGGGGUUUGUAGCUCCUAUAACAAUGAAAGGGAAAGCUCUAGUCCGAGAACUGUCAUCUGAACAGAGUGAGUGGGAUGCUCCUCUCCUCCCAAAAAUGGAAACAGAGUGGAACCAGUGGAAGGACUCACUGAAGGCUCUUGAAGAGCUGCACAUCAAGAGGUGUUACAUUCCAAUCUCACUUGCCUCAACACAGAGAAAGGAACUGUGCAUCUUCUCAGAUGCUUCCACUAUUGCCAUAGGAGCUGUGGCGUACUUGAGAGCUGCUGAUGUUGAAGGUCAUUAUCAUGUUGGAUUUGUCAUGGGGAAGUCAAAAUUGGCACCUCGCCCUGCCCACACUGUUCCACGUCUGGAGCUCUGUGCAGCUGUGCUAGCUGUGGAACUUUACGAGCUGAUCCGAGAUGAGAUAGACAUUGAAGUAGAUGCAGUGAAGUUCUUCACUGACAGCAAGAUUGUGCUUGGAUAUAUACACAACUGCACAAGAAGGUUUUACAUGUAUGUUUCCAACAGAGUGACUCAGAUAAGGAGAUCCUCCAACCCAGACCAAUGGUUCUAUGUGCCAACAGACCUGAAUCCUGCGGAUCAUGCCACCAGGUCUAUACCUGCAGCUCAACUCCAACACAGCAGCUGGCUCCCAGGUCCGGCCUUCCUGUAUCAGGAUACAUCAGUAGAGACACUUGAACCUUACCUCUUCAGCCUUAUUGAGCCUGAAGCCGACAACGAGAUACGUCCUGAAGUGUCUACACUGGCAACCAAGGUAUCAGAGUUCAUGUUGAGCUCUCAACACUUUGAGCGAUGCUCAAGCUGGCAAAAGCUCUGUCAGAUCAUAGCCAGACUCAUUCAUGUUGCCGCUUCCUUCAAAAGCAAGGCUGACGAAGCAAGAAAGAAAGGAUGGGAAUGUUUCGGAGAAACAAUCAGCAUAAGUGAACUCUCACAAGCCAAGGUUUUGAUCAUCCGCUCUGUCCAGCACAAGGCCUUCAAAGAGGAAUUCAAAUGUCUUGAAGACGGACAGACUUGGUCCAAGCAAAACACACUUGAGAAGCUCAAUCCAUUUGUGGAUAAAGAUGGUCUUCUUCGUGUUGGAGGUCGUCUUUCAUUGGCUGAGCUGUCAGAAGAAGAAAAACACCCUCUGAUCAUUCCACGCAAUCAUCACAUCGCCACACUGCUUGUCAGAUACUUCCAUGAAAAAGUAGCUCACCAAGGGCGACACUUUACAGAAGGAGCUAUUCGAGCAGCUGGAUACUGGAUAGUUGGGAGUAAACAUCUGGUAUCUUCUGUCAUCCACAAGUGUGUUACCUGCCGCAAAUUGCGAGGAAGGUUGGAAGAUCAGAAGAUGGCGGAUCUGCCAGCUGACAGACUAACACCCGAACCUCCGUUCACCAAUGUUGGACUGGAUGUUUUUGGGCCGUGGUUGGUCAUGACACGACGCACAAGAGGAGGGGCUGCAGACAGCAAACGCUGGGCUUUGCUCUUCACAUGCAUGUCUACCAGAGCGGUGCAUAUUGAACUGAUUGAAUCCAUGUCAACAGACAGUUUUAUCAAUGCCUUAAGAAGAUUUUUCUCUGUUCGUGGUCCAGCAAAGCUCCUGCGCUCUGACAGAGGGACUAACUUCGUCGGGGCUUCAAAAGAGUUAAGGAUUAACACAGACGACACAUUAAUCAGGAAGUACCUCCAGGAGAAAGGAUGCUCUUGGGUUUUCAACCCCCCUCAUGCCUCCCACAUGGGUGGUUCCUGGGAGCGGCUCAUCGGAGUAGCCAGGCGCAUUCUGGAUGCAAUGUUGCUUCAGACGGGAUCAGUACGUCUUACACAUGAGGUUUUGAGCACUUUCAUGGCAGAGGUGAUGGCGAUCAUCAACGCAAGACCCCUUGUGUCUGUGUCUACUGACCCAGAUAUGCCUGCAGUUCUAACCCCCUCAAUGCUCCUGACUCAAAAAAUGAGUGCAGUUUCAGCACCUCCUGGAAACUUCGAUACAGCUCAGUUGUUCGGAAAGCAAUGGAAGCAAGUUCAGUGCCUUGCCGACACCUUUUGGAAGAGAUGGAAAGGAGAGUAUCUGUCUACUCUGCAGAGCCGCAGGAAGUGGACGCAAGACAAGCCGAACGUCAAAGAAGGAGACGUCGUCCUUCUCAAAGACAGUCAAGCCCAUAGGAACGAAUGGCCAAUGGGAUUGGUUGUUAAGACUUUUCCAAGCAGUGACAAGAGGGUCCGCAAAGUAGAAGUGCGGAUUGUGAAGGACGGGACAGCCAAGGUGUUCCUUAGGCCUGUAACAGAAAUUGUUGUCCUUCUUGCAGAGUCUUAGAGAAAGAACUCUUAAUAUGUUGUUUUCAGUGGACAUUCCCUUUCAAGUUCAAUUGUAUUUGUCGUGAUAUAAUGUUAUUAUCUCAAGCGGGGAGUGUGCUGCCUAUUUCUAUGUUUAUAGAGUUGGGACAUGUUUUUUGGCUCAGAGUGAGCGCUCCUUGGUUUUGUUGGUUUGCUGGGGGCUUGUCAGAGUGAGCGCUUGCUGCUUUGCGAGGAUCUUUGUAAACGGAGCACGGAGAUCAACACAUGGAGCAGAGACGUCAUGUAAACUGUGUUCGUGUCUGUGAUGCUUGAGCCUUGGAGACUAUUUGUCUUUUUACAAAGUAAAAGAAGAACAGUAAAGUCAAGAAAGAAAACCAUGCAUCUUUAUUGGAGGACUUUUAAAUGUUAGCUAACUGUCUAGCUACGCAUAGGGAUACGCGCUGUAA